Molecule: messenger RNA, 715 nt
Organism: Chaetomium strumarium
Lineage: Eukaryota; Fungi; Ascomycota; Sordariomycetes; Sordariales; Chaetomiaceae
Exons: 2
Coding region: 28-366 (112 amino acids)
Source: RefSeq, a predicted model, not a curated record
CAUCUGCUGCCGCGCGCACCAGACCCCAUGUCGGCGUGGCGUCUCGGCGCCCUUGUCCAUUGCUUCUUCCCGCGACAAGCAAGGGUGGGCCCGGCAAGCCCACAUGUGGCUUUCUGCCUACCUAGAUCCACACCAUCUUUUCCACUGCUUCCACAUUUCUUCCCCAAACCACGUUGUUUUGAAGACAUCCGAGUCCGGCACGGUCCGACUCGACCUCACCAAAUCGACCUCAAGAACGGGACCAUCGGGCUCUCCCGCCCACGCCGGUCGUCAACGGCCACAAGUGGUCGAUCGCAACCAAAUGGCUCCAUUUUCAGAACGUGCCAGCGGUUUUGCAGACUGUUUAAACUAGCUCCGCAUGGCUAGUCCGUGCAAUCCGAACCUGGUCCCUUUCCGGGUGCGCGGGAUGGCAGGGAGAAAUCGACAUCAGCGAUUCGUAGUGUAGGGUUGUCUCGAAGUCUCAUUCCCCAGUGAAAACUUGCAAAACACAGUCCUAUAUACAGGUCCUUGAAUCCGAUUAGGAUUCACAAUUCCCAGUGUGAUAUCUGUGCCUGCGAGCUAACGGUUUCUCUCUCAUCCUUGAAUCGCCGAGCCCCUGAGUUUGCGGGCACGUCCUAUCGGUAUCUGGCCGUACAAUACACUAUCUCUCGGUGGAAGAUGUCGCGCGGCAACGGGCACGGAAAGUGGAACUUGAUGCUCAACCCCUAAUUUCUGU